Messenger RNA from Ochotona princeps (American pika), 1452 nucleotides. It is a transcript of the gene ST8SIA2, whose product is annotated as ST8 alpha-N-acetyl-neuraminide alpha-2,8-sialyltransferase 2. Lineage: Eukaryota; Metazoa; Chordata; Mammalia; Lagomorpha; Ochotonidae. The transcript is spliced from 6 exons. The record is from RefSeq and is a predicted model, not a curated record. Gene Ontology annotation, molecular function: alpha-N-acetylneuraminate alpha-2,8-sialyltransferase activity. Gene Ontology annotation, biological process: oligosaccharide metabolic process; N-glycan processing. Bases 56 to 1192 code for a protein of 378 amino acids.
ACAGGGUCCGCCCGGUGGCGCCCAGGCCCCUGCGCCCCGGUGGGCGCACACCAGCAUGCAGCUGCAGUGCCGGAGCGGGGUGCUGGCUGCCUUCGCGCUGCUGGUCCUGCUCCUCAUCUUUGCUGACAUCUCGGAGAUCGAGGAAGACCUCGGGGACUCUGGGGGCAGAGGUGCCAUCCGACCAGCCGUGAGCAGCUUCCACAGCAAGCCCAACAGUUCUUCCAGCGCCCACGUGGGCGUCAACAGCUCCUCCUGGCCGGCCGCUGUGGACAAGAGCAAUGACAGAGCGAGGCCCAGCGCCCAGCCUGCCGCGGCCAAGUGGAGGCACAACCAGACAGUAUCUCUGCGGAUCAGGAAGCAGAUCCUGAAGUUCCUGGAUGCCGAGAAGGACAUCUCGGUCCUGAAGGGGAGCCUGAAGCCCGGCGAUGUCAUACACUACAUCUUCGACCGCGACAGCACCAUGAACGUGUCCCGCAACCUCUACGAGCUGCUGCCACGCACCUCGCCACUCAAGAGCCAGCGCUUCCGCACCUGCGCCAUCGUGGGCAACUCAGGGGUCCUGCUCAACAGUGGCUGUGGCCCCGAGAUCGACACACACAGCUUUGUCAUCAGGUGCAACCUGGCUCCCGUGCAGGAGUACGCCCGGGACGUGGGGCUCAAGACCGACCUGGUGACCAUGAACCCCUCGGUCGUGCAGAGGGCCUUUGAGGACCUGGUCAACGCCACCUGGCGAGAGAAGCUGCUACAGCGCCUGCGCAGCCUCAACGGCAGCAUUCUAUGGAUCCCGGCCUUCAUGGCGCGGGGCGGCAAGGAGCGUGUGGAGUGGGUUAACGCGCUCAUCCUCAAGCACCACGUCAGCGUGCGCACUGCCUACCCCUCGCUGCGCCUGCUGCACGCCGUCCGCGGAUACUGGCUGACCAACAAAGUGCACAUCAAGAGGCCCACCACCGGCCUACUGAUGUACACGCUGGCCACGCGCUUCUGCGGCCAGAUCUAUCUGUACGGUUUCUGGCCCUUCCCGCUCGACCACAACCAGAACCCCGUCAAGUACCACUACUACGAUAGCCUCAAGUAUGGCUACACCUCGCACACCAGCCCCCACACCAUGCCCCUCGAGUUCAAGGCCCUCAAAAGCCUGCACGAGCAAGGGGCACUGAAACUGACUGUGGGCCAGUGCGAUGGUGCCACGUAAGUCAGGCGCCCAUGGGCUUGGUGGUCACAUCUGCCGGAGACACCACGGGCAGACAGAGCCAGGGUGGCACAAACAACAGGGCGAGCAGGCCAGCGGAUUUCUUUGUGAAAGCGAGACAGUGACCAGAGUCUAUGUAUUCCCAACCUGCAUAUCAAUAUUGACCUAAGUGUGCGGUGUUCACCUAGUGUAGGUAGACACAGGAGCAGCGUGGAUGCCCAGCCAGAGGAGACUCGGCCUGCGUGCUGGGGCGGAAGGACACA